AUGGUCACUGGACCGUCGUCGAAGACGACGAUGAAGGCAAUUAGGAAAUACGUUUAUCUGACAAAGUGUGUUGCUUGGGUGCUGAACCACUCCGGUCAGAUCUCCAACGGAUACAACCCAGUGCUGGAAUGCCACACCGCUCACAUUGCUUGCGAGUUCAGCGGGAUCAAGGAGAAGGUCUUUCGUCGUUCCGGCAAGUCCACCGAGGAUUAUCGAAAGUCCAUCAAGUCUGAUGAUGACACUAUCGUCUUCCUGGUCCCACCCAAGCCUCUGUGGUAGCGGAAAAGGCCAUCAAACAACAUUCGAUACUAGCGACCGCGAGGACAGUUCCCUUGAGUGAACCAGAAGUCGAUCCGGUCAUGUCCUUCGGGUACUUGCGAGUAAUCAGCUAUUGUCGAAGGAGCCAGACAAAACUAAUAAAAAAAAGUGUUUAUUUCUGCUUUUGCUUAUUUUUUUAAUGUCGGUUUCACGAGCUUGUGGUAGUCGCGGGACAGUCCGGGGAACUUGAUCUCUACCAUGUCCACCAGCACCCUACACAUCUUCAGAUCCUACUCCUCCGGAUGACGAUCCGCAGCUGCUCGGCGCAAAACACAACUUUUUGUUUCGAUUCCGGCGUGUGGGAGAUGCCGUAUUUUUAUACGGAUCUGGUCCUGCAAGGGGUAGGAUCCAUGAUAUCAGCCUUGGGUAGGAUCAGUCUGCCGUAGGAUGAGUAUUGAAAGAGCGGGUGCUGCCUAUGCUGGUGGAUGAUGCUUUUUUCACACGGGCCCAGACCAGUUGUCCUUGUCCUUUGACCUUCCUGCUCCGCAGACGCCUUAAAUUGCUGCUAAGAAUAAAACCGGAACCAACCGUCCGGCCUAAAACAAAGCAACAGUGAAUUGUUCGAUUUGCCGAAGUUGGUGGCGGCGGAUUUGAGACCAAGCCGGAAGCAUGCGAGAGGACCAAAAUGGAGGAUGAUUGUCGCACAGCUGGGAUUUCGGCGGCCACUUUCUCCUGCCCUUUCUUCUGCGCUUUCGUUGCCCAUCCUUCGUCACAAACACCGGCCUUUUUUCGCCAACAUUGCCUACAGCGAAAGCGAUUCCUUUUCCAAAGCCUCCAAAGCACUUACCGCCGGUUUUACCUCUAUGUACCACCUCCAGCAGCGCUCUCCUCCCUUUCGCUCAAAGUCCCGCUUGUUUUCUUCGACCUUGAUCGCUUUCUGCCCGCGUCAUGACCACAGUCCUCGCGAUUUCCCCCCGACGGUGGAGGACCGUUGCCGUUUCCGACCGUGCAAAAAAAAGUUCUGACAUUUCUAGACGUCACAACGACGUUUUUCUCAGGAUGAUUCAUGUUAGGGUGGAAGAGCGUUAGUAUAAUAACAUUAUUUAAGUAUACUUAUUAAUAUACUUAGGAAAAGUUCUAAGAGUUUCCAGCCUCUUGACCGGAACCAGAUUUUUUCAUUUUUGGGGUUGGUUUUGUGUCUGUCAAAGUCAGUCGUCUCGGUCGUCUCUCUCUGGUGCCAAAUGUCAGUGUCAAAAUUCGUUACGUCGUUUGGGAGGAUUGAAAAACUUUGAGUGGCUCAAUGUUACUCAAAAUUAUUCAAACUUUCUCAAUAUUACUCUCUGUCCUACCCCUUGCUUGCCAUUCCCUUGUAUCCAUCUUUACUUUGAUCAAUAUUGUGGAUUUAGCUCGUAGCUGGAUUUUCUGGCAUCUUCUCACGGUCAUUGGAAACAGUCGUGGAUAGACCUAGGGGUUCCCAGUUGGAGUGAAAAAAAUCAAUUUAUAGAAAAAUUAUGGAUUAUAAUUUUGCUUUUUUAUCACUUCUCCGACAUCAGGAAUAAUUGUUUGAACAUGCUCGCAAUUUUUUUAUUCGGUCGGAAAAAUAUUAUUUUUCUUGAAAAAACUUUCAUUUUUAAUCACAUGAUCACCCCUAAUUCUGGCUCGAUGCCGCCAUCAUGCGACCGCGUGCUCCGUUUGUUUGUCAACAAAGCUGCAGCUGGAUGGUGAGACGAAGUGAGGGGGGAAGAGAUUUUGACAUUUUUAUGCCCGCAUCUGACCCGCCGCCUAUUUCGUCGGUCACUGAGUCGCCGGUCGUUUCCUGUGACCGAGUCCAGCUAGGAACUGAUCGUA
Messenger RNA from Culex pipiens pallens (northern house mosquito), 2106 nucleotides. Its product is annotated as elongation factor 1-alpha-like. NCBI's taxonomy places the organism in Eukaryota, Metazoa, Arthropoda, Insecta, Diptera, Culicidae. The transcript has 2 exons. The record is from RefSeq and is a predicted model, not a curated record. The coding region runs from base 1 to 279 and encodes 92 amino acids.